Messenger RNA from Botrytis cinerea B05.10, 4628 nucleotides. RefSeq lists its product as hypothetical. The transcript has a single exon. Bases 2510 to 4072 code for a protein of 520 amino acids. The record is from RefSeq and is a predicted model, not a curated record. NCBI's taxonomy places the organism in Eukaryota, Fungi, Ascomycota, Leotiomycetes, Helotiales, Sclerotiniaceae. Gene Ontology annotation, molecular function: DNA binding.
GUCCGUACGUUUUCUAAAUAUGAAGUAACCAUAUCUCAAUGCAACCCACUCCAGGACAGAGCAUCUCUACCCCUGGGCAACCAAGAAAGUCCACACACUCGUUCAAUUACCGUGCCCGUAAAUCAAUACUGCUCCAACGAGUUUAGCUUGGAAGAUCCAAAUGAGCAUUACAGCUUUGCGCUUCAAACUGAAUGGAUACGCAUUCCAAACCUAAUCUACAGAGUAAGAUUUUCACCAACCAACCGGCGAACCUUCUUUCACACUUGUAGAUUCUGCUGGGAUUCUGGGAAUCUCAUUUGCUACGAGAUAUUUAGCAUUGUUGGUGACCAGGUACUCUUCGCUGUGUAGCUACCAUACAAUCGAGCGGACGGCGUAGUGUUUUGCCCUACUCUGCUUUAAAGAGAGACCAGCGUUUAUAUUACGAGUUAUUGGCAUGCUUGUCUUUUCCAAGUUCCGUCCACCCCCGUCUGAUCUUUGCGCAAGUUACAGGAGUAUAUGGAUUGCCUGGGUAGACUCAGACUCAAAGCAAGACUAAGAAUACGUCCACGCACGACUGCGACUGCGACUGCGACUACUGUGCACUUUAUAUCAAUCGGACAUCUUCUUUGCGUCCUCACUAUCCGAACUAGUCUCGAGGGGGCUUACGCUUCACCGUCCCAUUCAGCAUCUCGAUCAAUCAAUUAGAUCAUACAUAAACUCCCUGGAAGCCCCAAAACCCUAAACCCUUGAACCUGCCUAUCUUCUCCACCCGAAAACGGUUUAUCAAUUUAUGCCGACGUACUCGUCCAUUUUCAUAUCGCGCGGCACUUUUGACGAACAAAACCAAGGGAUUGGUACGGCACCGAGUGAAAGAUAGAAAGAUAGAAAGAAAGCUUAAUUCUUAUUUCUCUUCUUCCUUUUCACGUAUUUCCUCCUUAAAUCACUCUCCGACCGACACACCAGAAGAUCCACGCUUGAUAGCCUUUCACCUAUUUACCAGUUAGCAGUGCUUUAAUCGUUUAGUGAGCUAUAGCUACAUCAACCACGAUCCGUCAACGUCAAAACCUCGAACUAGACCACCCCUCCAAGCCAGAACUAUCAAGAUAUAAGUCAGCUGGUCGGCACGUCCAAAACACUUCUUUCUGCUCAUUGCAUCAGGUAUGUACAAUAAUCUUUCCUUGAAUACAGACAUACAUACACACGCACACACACACGCAUACACACACGCUUCAUACAUACACAUCUUUCAUACUGUUCAAUCAUCUUCCCCCUUUUCCAAAGGAGAGGACUAGAAGAGAAGAGAAGACGAGAAAAGAAAGCAUCCGGGCACUCGCAUAUUGCAGGUGGUGUAUCUACUUUUGCUGUUGUGUACCCAGAUAUGCCUUCAUAUCUUUCAACUUGCUCUCCCGUUAUUCGUUCUUCGUUCUUCGGUAGGAGAGACAAACACACACCAGUUACAUCAUCAUCUUGAUCAUCAUCGAUAUCGAGAAACAUCUCCAAUCCCAUCCAAUCCAUACCAUCUCAACCCUUCACAUUCACCCCUUGCACGCAUCAAAUAUAUUUGAAUCGUCUGCUGGACAAAAUAUGUUUUUCCUCCAAACCCUUUUCAUUCCCUUCAGAUAUUGGAAAGAGCAAAAGAUAUGUUAUCUCGACAUGUUCAAACCCUCGUAUCAAUUCCGUGCGCAAGAAAAGGAUAAUUGUGGGCGGUCACAUUCAAAGUCUUCACGAAUCCACACAUCCAAUGUUUCUCAUACAAAUGUCGUUCUAUUUUUGUCUUGGGCCGUUUUGUAUCAGAAUUGAUCUCAAAAGAAGCAAAAAAGAUUAAGCUCAAGUUCAAGCUCGAGCUCGAGCCGUAUUCCAAACUCUACAACUAGAAACCCUUCUCCACAAGUUCCACAAGUUCACACGUCGAAAUCUAUUUAUUUCUUUACUUUUUUUCGUUCUUCGGGGUAAGAAUAAGCGUAAAGUCUGGGAGGCUUUAGUUUAAGCUUCUGUCACCUUGUGCGUCAACUUGUCUCAUGUUCGCGUCGACUUCCGUCUUGUAUUUUUGGAGUGGGACAAGAAGAUUUCGAAUCUUUGACUAACAAUUCAUCUGAAGCGAAAAGAAGAUCGGUAGAAGAAGCUCUUUCAUCCAACGUCUCACCAUCAGAAAUACACUCGACAACACCUUCACUUUUUGGACAAUUACGUCAAGGGUCCAAACUCAAUCGAUCAGUCACUCAAUCAAUCAAUAAUUAAACAACCUGCCCACUUCGAUUUUGAAACGUCAAGAACGUUAGUUGAUGUGCCGACUUCCUCCUCCUCCUACCCGCACAAGUUUCCAUAUCUGACGUCCGAGAAUCUGCCAAGAAAUUAAGCCGCGUAACUCGAUCAAGCACAGAGGCACAAGAGGAGAGACAAAUCUUCAAACUCACAAGUCAAUUGAUUUGGAUAGCCCUAGUACGAUUUCACGUUGAGCAGAGUUGAUCUAUCAUAAUUUACUUUGUCUACCAACACAAUCGAAAACCAAUUACUUAACCCACACUCCUCCAUGGAGACCUACCACGGACAUGUACGUACUCCUGCGGAUGCGAUUAAAUUAUUCGAAGCCUGCCGACUUGGUCUAUUACCCAGAGUGCAAAGAAGACUGUCGGAAAAGGAAAGACAAUCAAUAAAGGCUGGAUCAGUAUUUGUUUGGGAUGAGAGGGAAGCUGGCAUGCGAAGAUGGACCGAUGGGAAAUCAUGGAGCGCAAGCAGAGUCUCGGGGAGCUUCUUAACAUAUCGGGAGAUGGAAGGAAAGAGGGGAGGUGGUCAGUUCGUACCACCACCAGCACGGAGAAUGGCAGGAAAGACACCGGACAGUGGAAAGGGUAGCGAUGACGAUCAAGACAUGGACGGAGAUGGACCGGACGGGUACAGAUACAAACCUGAUGGUUUGAUGAAACAAUCCUUCAGUAUCACGACUUCUACUGGGCAUCAUCUUCAUUUGAUCAGCUACUACUUCUCGCGACAUCAUCCAAAUGCUCCCGAGCUUCCACAACCUACAAGUGAUCCACAACUUCAACGGAUCGUUCCUGAAAAGGGAAUGUAUCCAGAAUCGACAGUUCAUGAAGCGCAAGGCCCAGCUAUCACCAGAGCGCCAAUGCAACAAGGUCCUUAUAUGCAACAACCACAUUCACAUAUGCAUCAAUCUCAACAUCGAGUUCCAUAUGGAUAUCCCUCGGGAUAUGGCCCAUGGCCACCAUCGCCGGUUUCUACUCCUCCAUAUCAUCCUCAACAGAUGUAUUCAUCACAGCUUCCUCCGCCACCACCUGGAUCAAUGCAUCCUUCCCCUUAUCACAUGCCACCGGGACCUCCACAUACAUCGCCUUACCAAUCUCACCAGUAUAGUCCUCAUCAUCAUCCUAGUCACGCUCCUGGCAUGAUGGCACAUGGUCCACCACCACCAACAGUAUAUGACCGGCCUCCACCGCCUCUCUCAAACUCCUCUUUGCCACCACCACCUCCACAUAACUAUCAAAACGGUGCUUCUCAGCCACAUCGUCAAGUCUAUCGUCCAAGUCCUCAAGCUGAGCAUGCCAGAAUACAGGUUGAACAGCAUGCACUGAUGGCUCAAAGAGCGUUACAAACAAGUGGAAUGAUUGAUCCAAGAUUGGCUCAACCACCGCCACUUCCACCAGUCAAUAUUGGACCCAAUGGUGCUCAAAGAACAACUACUCCACCAAGGCAGACAACUGUUUCCCCAGCUCACACACCAAAGAGUCUCCAUGAUCAAUCAUCCAAUUCUCCAAAUGGAACUCCAAAUGGAAUCAGUAAAUCAGAGGCUCAAACAAAACCAUCCAUCUCGAGUCUUGUUCAUAACACCGAUUCAGCAUGUGUCCUAGAAGAUAACAAAUCGAACAGUGGCAAUACUUCCAGACCCGGCUCAACCAGUCCAAGACAAAAUGACAGGGUUGAAUCAAAGAUAGAUGAAGAAAAGAAAGUUUCUGGUGUCACGAAUGGGGCAUCGGAAAUCGGAAAAUUAAACGCAGGACUUCCUGCCGCAGGAGUUGGGUGUAAUGAAAGGGAAGAUCGAAGAGCCAUAAGUGUCUUGGAUCGAAAGUUUAUGAUCUAGAGGGGAAGGGAUAUGGAUGGUAUCAGGGGCAUGAAUCUUUGGCGUGCAAAAUUACAGGAAAGGAGAGGUUGGGAGGUUCAGUCAAUAAUGGCGUUAGGUAUGAGAGGAGUUUUGGUUUUCAGGAAUGAUAUCCCAUACUUUCGUUUUUUUUAGUUUCGAUUUAUUGCAGCAUACAUACUUUUUAUCCAUUCUUUCUUCUCUGUACAAUUUUACAUGAACGAGCAGUCUUUCCUUGACAAUGGAUGGAAUAAGCAAAGGGAUAGGGCGAGGUGGUUUGAUUGUUUGUGGAUGGUUUGACGUGACAUUACAUUGCAUUGCUAUGGAGUUUACUUUUGACACUUCUCUUUUGUUGUUUCUGAAGAAGGGCGGAGAUGAGAUGAGAUGAGAAGAAUAGAUGGGAUAUCAUCGACUCAUUCUAUUUUGUACUACAUUACAUGGCUAGAUACAGAUGUAGUUGGAGGAAACAUAAGAAAGAAAUCCUCACAAUUAGUUCGUUUGUCUAUAAUAGCAUAAUCAGAGUGAGAUGUGAUGAGAUGAAACAAAAAAGGGAACCCCA